GGGUUUUGUCUCCUAUAACGGUUACUGUAAACCCUUUGACAAGAAAGGCGCCGGGUAUAUGCGUAGCGAUACGGUUGCGGUAGUAUAUCUGCAAAAGGCAUUAAAAAAUGCAAGAAGAAUAUAUGCGACCAUCGUACACAGUAAAAUGAAUUGCGAUGGUUUUAAAGAAAAAGGUAUUACCUUUCCAUCAGUCGAGAAGCAAAAAAUAUUGUUGAAUAAAUUUUACGAGGAAUGUGAAAUCAUGCACUGUGAGUUAUCUUACAUGGAGGCUCAUGCAACUGGUACUGUUGCCGGUGAUCCAGUUGAAGUUAUGUCUAUUGACCAGACUUUAUGCGCUAAAAGAAAUACUCCUUUAUUGAUGGGUUCGGUAAAUUUGAAUCUUGGACAUUCCGAACCUGCCAGUGGGCUUUGUCAAAUCGCAAAGGUAUUAUUAGCGAUGGAAAUUGGCACAAUAUUGCCUACUAUAUAUUUCAAGCGUCCGCGGAAAAAGUUAACUGCUAUUAUCGAAGGAAGAAUAAAGAUUGUCACUGAACCAACAGAAUGGGAAGGUGGUUAUAUAGGUGUCAAUUCUUUUGGAUUUGGAGAGGCCAAUAGCCACAUAUUAUUAAAAUCAAAUCUUAAACAAAAAAUCAACAAUGGAGCUCCGAAUGAUGACUUACCUAGGCUUGUAGCUGUAUCUGGUCGUACGGAAGAAGCAGUUAAAAUAAUUUUUGAUUACGUAAGCGAAAUAUAUUAUUAUAAAAUACUUUAA
Molecule: messenger RNA, 751 nt
Organism: Temnothorax curvispinosus
Lineage: Eukaryota; Metazoa; Arthropoda; Insecta; Hymenoptera; Formicidae
Product: fatty acid synthase-like
Exons: 3
Biological process (GO): fatty acid biosynthetic process
Molecular function (GO): fatty acid synthase activity
Source: RefSeq, a predicted model, not a curated record